Messenger RNA from Coccinella septempunctata (seven-spotted ladybird), 617 nucleotides. RefSeq lists its product as uncharacterized. The transcript has 2 exons. NCBI's taxonomy places the organism in Eukaryota, Metazoa, Arthropoda, Insecta, Coleoptera, Coccinellidae. Bases 46 to 570 code for a protein of 174 amino acids. The record is from RefSeq and is a predicted model, not a curated record.
AUUAUACCGCUAGUGACCAAGAAAGUCUGAAUAAACGAAAAAAAAAUGGUAAAUGUAAGUGAGUGGAAGGACAAAAAACGGAAAAUGUGUAGAGAUAGUGGAAAAUCUUUCAUUAGCCGGACAGGAAAGCAGAUUCUCCCGAAAAUAGCCCCAGAUUCACCAAAAGCUUGCAGCGAAUCUUGCAGAAAAGACUGCGGUAACUUGCGAAUACAAAAAGUUCGUGAUAUAUUCACAAAGUUUUAUGACAUCUCAUAUGACGAACAGUCUUUGGUCCUCUUGAGAUAUAUUUCUCUACAAGAACCUAUUCGAAGAAGACCGGGAAUAACAGAUUCGUCUUCUCGGAGACUGGCUACAUUUAAAUAUAAAAUUGAAAAUGUAGAUGUUUGUAAGAAAACAUUCUGCAAUGUUUUCCAAAUAAGUCUCCGCCGGGUUGACACUCUUCAGACAAAAUUGAAAAAUGGAGAUUUAUCCCCCAAAGAUCGAAGAGGUUGUCAUACAAAUAGACCUCAUACUUUGGAUAAUAAUGUGAGAAAUUUGAUUAAAUCACAUAUUGGGAAUUUUCCCUCAUAACCUUGCCAUUACAGUAGAAAUGCCAGUGUAAGGAACAACUGUUUGAG